Pyrus x bretschneideri (Chinese white pear) is the source of this 2224-nucleotide messenger RNA. RefSeq names its product NAC transcription factor 29-like. Gene Ontology annotation, molecular function: DNA binding. The transcript has 3 exons. Lineage: Eukaryota; Viridiplantae; Streptophyta; Magnoliopsida; Rosales; Rosaceae. Bases 1369 to 2100 code for a protein of 243 amino acids. The record is from RefSeq and is a predicted model, not a curated record. Gene Ontology annotation, biological process: regulation of DNA-templated transcription.
CCGUUACUUGGACACCAAGACUCGCGUGGGUCGAUGGGACAAUUCAUCGUAACAGUUGAUUUCAUCGCACGGAUCCCGUGAAAGACGUUAUGAAUGCAAAUAAAUGCAAAUAAAUGUCGUCGUCUUCUUUCAAACUUCUAGCGCUAUAAAAACCCUACACACGCCAAUCGCAAUCGCAUUUCUCCUCCUCUCUCCGUCUCUGGUUUUCGGCUCCGACUAGUACGAAAUCCCGGUAAGUUUUUCGUCUCCGUUUGCUUAUGCAAUUCUUUUGUAAAUUUAAUAUUCGCACUCUCUUUCCCUGUCAACCUUGGAGCUUUGAUUUUGGUUCUGUUAUGGAGGAUGAUCUUUUCACAAAUGCGAUAGUUUAAAUUACAGUACCGGAUUCGAACUUGAGUCAUGGUAAAUCUUGUGUAAAUCUUUGGUUUAAGUGUUUGUCUUCGUCUCAUCCGGCCUCACAAUUCUCCCAUUUGUGUUAGAAAACUUACCUAUGCAGUGUGAAGGAGAGAUUCUUGUGUCGCAAUGGCCGUAUGGGGGAUUGAGAUUCGUUCCAUAUCUCUGUGUCCGUCCGUGUCGGAGUUCGCACAAGGAGAGAUCCGGAUUACUUAAUUUCAACUUUACGGUUUAUUUAAUCCACUUCACAAAGACCCAAAAACUUGAACAGCCCGAAUCUUUUACUCUCUUGAAUGGUUUAGAUUUAUCGAAACUCCAGACACAAAAUCCAGAGUGAAUCCCAUUUCCUUAUAAGGGCACCACUACCACACAUGAGGAGAGUGGGACCGGAGGGAGGGUAGGAUCAAAAUACAUGUAUUGAGUUAGAGUAUGUCUCACCCGACCUCACCUUCGUCUCGCUUUAGUCGUUUCAGGAAAGAUUCUUCUAUUCUAUAUAGGACACUGGACACCAGACAUAAAAAUGUGAGACUAGGACUAGAGGGUGGGUGGGACCAAAUCACUAGAUUUGAGUAUUUGGUAUGAUCUCCACCCGAGAUUUCAUGUCCGUCUGCGCUAAAAAAUUUCUCCUAUUCUAUACGGUUUUGAUUAUUAUGAUUAUUAUGUUUGUGGCUUUGCAUUAUGAAUCGAGUCUUGUGACCUUUUUGGCUUAGCUAACUUUUACAAAAACUUUAAUUCAAACCAAAAUCUAUAUGAUCCAGAAAAAAUUGGGAUAGGUGAUUCGUACCUGUAAGAACAGUAAAAGCUCUGAGUUCUACAUGUAUUAGGGUUGCACGUGCUAGAAUUCAAUACGUAUUCCCGUUUUUAUUGCUUUAUCUUCACUAUAUAUAUGUGUAUAGGUUCGUAAAAACAAGGUUUAUCCCACAACUCAAGAGCUCAAAUCUCAAACCGUGACAGAAAACAUCAACUGCAUCAUUGUCCAUGUCUUCCUCCAUGGCAUCCUCAGCUUCCCAAUCUGCUGACGAAAACGAGGGGUUUGAUCUGUUGAAGUGUUCGACGGUCCAAGAGGGCAAGAAAGAUGCGGAGAUCAGGUUACCGUUAGGGUAUCGAUUUGAUCCCACCGGAGAUGAGAUUCUUGUGUACUACCUGUUUAACAAGAUUAUGGACCGCGCAAUGCCUACCUACGAUCUUAUAAAAGAGGUUGAUGUGUACGAGUGUGAUCCAAAUCAGCUGCCGAAUGGUGACUUCAGACAUACAGCCGAUUUCAAUGCUGCCUAUUACUUCGCCAAUAGAGAACCCUUUGACGCUCGUGAAGGCAAGAUAAUUAAGACGGCUACAAAUGGUGGUUACUGGAAGGUGAUCGAUGACGAAGAGGAGGUUUUGUUCGAGGACAGCAAUGUAAUCGUCGGGUUUGAAACCGUCAUGAAGUUCUACAAGGGGCAGGCGCCAAACGGGACCAAAACUCCCUUUGUCAUGAACGAAUACAGGCUCAAUCCUCGUGUAGUACCUGCUCAUGUGCUGAAUGAAAGCAUUAAGAAUAAGAUCGAGAGGUACGUGGUAUGCCAAAUUAUAAACAAGGAGGUUUCGAAUCAACCAGCAAUCGAGUAUGGACAGGGAUUGCUCGAACUACUGCAAAAAUCAUCUGCCGGCACCGUUGAAGAUGGAGUUACCAAAGUGAUGGGGCAGAAGCAGUCUAGUGCUUCAUUGAAAUAGCAAAUGCAGCUCCUUCGUUUUGAUGUUUAUAGCAGAACAUUAAGCAUCCAGUACUUUUGGCCCAGUAUUUGAUUUGACACAAGCGAUUUUUACCUAGGAAAUGGUAGGAAAGUAAUUCAAUUGA